Aureobasidium subglaciale EXF-2481 is the source of this 1800-nucleotide messenger RNA. RefSeq lists its product as uncharacterized. NCBI's taxonomy places the organism in Eukaryota, Fungi, Ascomycota, Dothideomycetes, Dothideales, Saccotheciaceae. Gene Ontology annotation, cellular component: plasma membrane; fungal-type cell wall. The transcript is spliced from 3 exons. The record is from RefSeq and is a predicted model, not a curated record. Bases 227 to 1429 code for a protein of 400 amino acids. Gene Ontology annotation, biological process: fungal-type cell wall organization.
CUUUCAAAACAACCCCCUGCCCGGCCCUCUCUUUUCGCAAGCACCUUCGCACCUUCCUCUCGUUGUUUCUAUUACGAGUGUUUUUAUACCGCAAAAGGCCGCUUCACCUUUCUCACACUCGCUCUCCAUUACUGUUGCACUUGGACCUUUCCACUUGCACUACACUUAUCCCAGCGAUUUCUCACCUGCAACAGUUUAUACACUUUCAAGUUAAUACCCUCUCACAAUGUCGAUGAAGUACGUCGUCCCGGCACUUGCUGCCAUCGGUGGCGCAUACGCCCAGAGCUCUUGCAGCGUUUCUGGUACCACUACCAUCAACGCCGCCGCUGAUGCCUCGGCCCUCUCUGGCUGCUCCACCUUCUCCGGUUCCAUCGCCAUUGCUACCGGUCUCGGUGAGGCCGUCUCGAUCCCUGGUGUUAGAAGAAUCACGGGUGACCUUACCGCAACCAACAACUCCCUGAUUCCUUCCAUCUCGGCCGACAGCCUCCAGGUCAUUGGCGGUGCUUUCACCCUCACCGAGCUCCAGGUUCUUUCGACCCUCUCGUUCCCCCAGCUCUCCCAGGUCGAUUCUAUCGAGUGGAACGCCCUCGCUGGUCUCCAGCAACUCGCUUUCACCAGCGGCGUCGAGCAAGCCAACACCCUCAGCAUCCAGAACACUCAGCUCCAGACUCUUGAUGGUAUCAACCUUGCUGUUGUCGACACUGUCUUCAUCACAAACAACAACUACCUGAACGAUAUCUCCAUGCAGCUCGGUAACAUCACCACCUCGCUGAGAAUCGAGUCCAACGGUGCCAACGUUUCCGCCAUCUUCCCCAACUUGAUCUGGGCCAACAACAUGACCUUCCGCAACGUCUCCACCAUUGCCCUUAACUCUCUCGUUACCGUUAACGGUUCCCUCGGUUUCUACUCCAACGAGUUCGAGUCUCUGCAGUGCGCCAACCUUACCAACGUCGGUACCAACAAGGGUGACUUGACCAUCGUCUCCAACUCCAACCUUAACAACGUUUCCUUCCCCUCGCUCACCAAGGUUGGUGGUGGUUUCUCCAUCCAGAACAACACCGAACUCAUGAUGGUCAACGGCUUCCCCAAGCUCGCUGUUAUUACCGGCGCUUUCGACCUGUACGGCGACUUCACCAACGUUACCAUGCCCGCUCUUAAGGAGGUCGAUGGUGCUUUCAACAUCCAGUCUUCCAGCACCCUCGGUGGCUGCGAUGCCUUCUCCAAGCUGAAGUCUGGUGGCGAGAUCCGUGGCAAGUACGUCUGCAACGGCACUGUCUCCAAACCUUCCGGUGUCGGCUCGAACCCCAGCUCUGCCAGCGGCAGCAGUGGUUCCAAGUCUACCAACACCGGUGCUGCCAACGCAAUGUACAUUCCCACUGCCGCCGCUGGUGUCAUGGGUGUCGUUGCUGCCAUGUUCGGUCUUCUUUAAACGGGUCAUUAUUGACUUGGUGUUGAUCAAAUUGCAUGGCGUUCAAUUCUGUUUUCUUUGUCUUGCGUAGACUAAUCGACGGGACAUUCUCAAUCUAUUUCAAUGCCCGAAGGUUUUUUCUACCCACAUACCGGCUCCGGGUUUGACUUGAGCGAAAGCAUUCUUUUAAAAUACAGGAUAGCGUGCAUCGAAUGGUCCUUUUACUCACAAAGUUUAUUUCCUUUCUUCUUCUAAUGGCUUCUAACGAGUUAGGCGGAUGGGGUUUAUUGUAAUAACUCUUAUCGUAUGAGAUUCUUCUUGUUCAUACUUCAAACAAUUUGGUUGUUUACCAUAUUUCUGGCAAACUCGCGUGCUGCCUCCUGAUUGGCUGA